Molecule: messenger RNA, 519 nt
Organism: Helobdella robusta
Lineage: Eukaryota; Metazoa; Annelida; Clitellata; Rhynchobdellida; Glossiphoniidae
Exons: 4
Coding region: 1-519 (172 amino acids)
Cellular component (GO): plasma membrane
Source: RefSeq, a predicted model, not a curated record
AUGUCUGAUGUUUUGAUUACUGAUGGUUACAGAGAAAUUACGUCAUUAGAGACUGUUUCUGGUAGGACUAGACAGCAUAGUCAGUUCCAGAUGGUAGGAGGUGUAAGAAAGUGGAAUACACCGUGUCAUUACGAAUUUUACGACCUGCCAAAAGGUUUGAGUUCAGGGAAGUUUUUCUCGCCACGGUACCCCCAGAACUACCCAGCCAGGACCCACUGCCACUACCACUUCUUUGCUACCCACCCAAGAGUGGUCAAGGUGCUCCUGCAAAAUAUCCAACUAGAAGCAGCUAACGGCAGGCAUAAUGAGAAUAUGAACAAUUUGAAAGUUCUGCCAUUAUUAAGAUGGAAGUCACGCGAUGGUUGCCAUUACGAAAUUGGUUCAAUUUUGCAGUACAUCAAACUGAACUGCAUGUUCCGUGGAGGAGAUAUCCAGGUGCACAUGUUGGCCGACAGUGAUCAGGCCAUGCAACACAUAGACUGGUGCGAGAUUUUGAAACUUCCGCUUCAGCUAUCGUAA